AACAUCAACUUGGUACUGUGUUGUGCAGAUUUUCCCAUUGACGACUGCAGAUUCAUAUCGAUUCCUAAAGUUAACAGUUAAGAAUUAACGUGGCAAGCUGCAUGGAGGAUUUCAACAGCGGAACAAAGAGUAAUUUAGCAAGCAAGGCGAAACUGUUGGAACGUGUUUUGUCUUUCUUAAUAUAAGGUGUGCACCUUCCACUCACUCUCCAACCACCUUUGGGUGAUCUCCUCCAAGGUUCCACUGUGAUGACACGUUCGAAAACCUUCCAGGCGUACCUGCCCAGCUGCCACCGCACCUACAGCUGUAUCCACUGCCGCGCACACCUGGCCAACCACGAUGAACUCAUAUCCAAGUCAUUCCAAGGCAGUCAAGGUAGAGCGUACCUCUUCAAUGCUGUUGUCAACGUGGGCUGUGGUCCGGCAGAAGAGCGUCUGCUGCUGACCGGGCUGCACGCCGUGGCGGACAUCUUCUGUGAGAGCUGCAAGACCACCCUGGGCUGGAAAUACGAGCAUGCAUUUGAAAGCAGUCAGAAAUACAAGGAGGGCAAAUUCAUCAUAGAGCUUGCCCACAUGAUCAAGGACAACGGCUGGGAGUGAGUGGAGUGUCUCCACUGGGCUGAGAUGUGGUUUUAGCAGAAGGCCUGAUUGGCUUACAGGGGCUUGUUCCAUGUGAGGUCACCAGUUUCAACGCUGACAUGCAGCAUUAAGAGACUAUACUUCACAUUUGACUAAAGGUUGUCGCGUGCGUGUGUGUUGUGUGUUUGCUGUUGAGUUGGGGGAUGGAUUUGUGAUUUAAACAAGUACAUGAUGAAUGUAGUGGGGACAUUAUUCUCAUAGUCGUCUUCAUGGGGGAGAAUAAUAAGCAUCCAUUUAGUAGUUUGACUUAACGUUGACUUUGGACUAAGCCCAGAAAUGUUAUACAACCAAAGGGGCUGUGCCCUUUAACCUUAUGGUCUAAGUAUCUGAUCCAUGUGAUGUCACACAUCAAUAGUCAAUGUUUCAUUGAAGCAUUGCCCAUUGCCAUAGUUGAUUUCGACUAUGGCAAUGGCCAAAACCCUUGUAACAUAGAUAAAGAAUCUUUAUUGUCAUUGUACAAGACAACGACCUUUUGUCAGAGGCCUCCUCCAGCUGCACAGUUAUACUAGGGGGAGAGCUCCGAGCCGCUGCGACUGUGCGCACCGCCAUCUUGAAAACCUCAAUUUUCUCCAUAGCAGCAUCUGUUCUAAAGAAAGUAUAUAUGCUACAGUUAUCUGCAACUGUUGGAUGCGUACGUUUUAUCUUUCAAAGAACAGAUGGAUUUUUUUGAUAUACCGGUAUUGUAUUAUGCUAUUUAUUCAAACAUGUGUUCUAAGUUAUUCUUGUAUUAUUUAAUAGGUUAUAUAUAGGAAACCGUUUCAGACUCUUUAGUCAGUAUUUGUUUUGAGUCAUUUGUUUUUAUCCAGCAUUCAAGUGUAGCGAUCAGAAAAGUAAUCUGAGCUGUCGUUUCCUUCCUUAUGUUUGUAGUAAAUCAUAGACAUGAUCAUGGAGGAAUUGAGUUGAGAUCAGGUUUGCUUACAUCAGGGCUGUACAAUGUCUUUGAAUUCAUUACAAGGCCAAUCAAAAAACGUUACUUGACACAUGACCCUUAACUUAUUAGAAUUUUGAAUCCGUCAACACGGUUUGAUAUUAAAGCAAAAAUAAAUUGAUAAAAAAAAAUAUGCAAAAGGAGUAUCUUAUAAUCCUAUUUUCUCUGAUGAAACAUCAACAUUAGCAUUAGCAACAUUAGCACAAAUGUUUAAUUCAUGGAACUUAAUUAGUAUAGACGUUUGUGACUACCAUGUGUCUUGUGGCUCAAGCUCUUGGUUUCCCGACUCUCUCUCUCUGUUUGUAUUUCUGCCCAUGCAUGUUUUUAGCUUGGUUCUUUCUUGUUUUUAUUUGAUAUUAUUUGCUAUAUUUUGUUUCACCGACAGAUGUAUACCAAAUGUACCCCGUUCAACCCGAUCACUUUAGCGUUGUAGCGUUGAGAGGAAACCACAGAAUGUAACUGAGAUGAUGAGCUAUCCUCCUCUGAGACCAGAGGAGCUCUGUUCUGUGUGGACCAAAGACUGUUCAGGACAAAUUUACCAAAUGGUGAACCUCAUUCAAAAAGUUCACCGUUCAAAGUAAAGGAUUGUGGUUUUCCCUCAGUUCAUUUGGAAAGCAGGCCUUUCUGUGAGUGAUAUUGAUAUUUGAGAUGUAUGUUCAUUUUAUAUAGCCAUAUUCAGUGUUCUAUUUAUUGAUUCCGAUUCAGUUCAUGUUUGGAGACUGUUGCAUAUGAGCUACUGUCUGUACUGAGCCUUGCUCAUUAGAUAGUUUUCCUACUUUUUUUAUGAGAACAAUAUAUUUAUUGAGAUUUUGAACAUAAUUUGCAAAGAAUUGAGAUGACAAUAUUACAGAAAAUAAAGAUGUGUAUUUCGUUGAACAAACAUUC
Gadus macrocephalus (Pacific cod) is the source of this 2451-nucleotide messenger RNA. Its product is annotated as protein yippee-like 1. The transcript is spliced from 5 exons. Lineage: Eukaryota; Metazoa; Chordata; Actinopteri; Gadiformes; Gadidae. The record is from RefSeq and is a predicted model, not a curated record. The coding region runs from base 249 to 599 and encodes 116 amino acids.